AUGGAAGAGAAUCAGAAUCAGAUCACAGAUAUCGUAAGGCGCAUUGUUUCAUCUAUGCAAAGUCUGCCAGAUACACAAACGAAUCUAACUCGACCUAGUGGGACAAGUACGAAUGAUAGAGUGAUCAACAAUUCAGUGAAUUCAAUAUCCGGAGAUCAAGAGCGUUCAAUUUCAGUGGAACAAGAGAUUAACCAGAGAUUUCAAAUUCCUCGACGGUCAGAAGUAAGUGUCCGACGGCCAACCCCAAGAAGUGGAAGUGGACGUUUUGUACCAUAUUCAACAAAUAAUAAGAAAGGGAAGGGAAAGGCCAAAUCAUCUGUCGAACUGGUGAUUAAAGAUGUAUGUUUGCUACCGGACCCACAAUAUUGUACAGUUCCUAGAAGGCAAAUGAAGGAGGACCUAGUAAUGCGUAAUUUAUAUGUUGAUGCAUGGACUUUGGAUAAAUUGUGGUGUGAAGAAAGACUGAGGAAUGAGUUACAUAAUAUUUUCAAGGAGUACAUAUCUGACCCUACUGAGUAAGUGUGGUAGUUGUUUCAUUGAAUAUUUUUGUCGAAUGCUCCCCAAUUAAAAUUUACUUUUGUGUUAAAUCAUACCAAACUUCAAUAUAGACCUUUCCGGUUAUUACCUCACAACUACAUUGUUUUCAACUUAGGACCACCUUAAAUCAUUGAAAAUCAUGCUUGAUAACCCUGUGGCAAUGCACCCUGAUGUGCCCUACUUUUAGUAUUUUACAGACGAUUUUACUCGUCAAGUAGAGAGUGCUGCCAUUUAAUGGGCUAAAUGGAAUGAAUUUUAAGUUUCCUCUCAUUUUUUCAUGCAUGUGUUGAAGAAAAGGAUGUUUUGCUUCUUUGUGUAAAGCCAGUAAAAAAACCCUUCAAUUCCAUUUAAAGUGGCCCUAAGGGACCGGUCAUUAUUUAUGGGAGGAGAGAAAGACAAAAAUAAGGGGGGCAUAUAUAUGUAUAAAUAAAUGACUAGAAGGGCUAUCAAAUUUUUUCAAGAAAAUUAAAUUUGCAAUUAAAUUUGAAGGAAUUUGCUUAAUAAGCCUGGUGGCUGGUAUCAUUUGGUUGUAAAUGUUGCAACUAAAUCAUGGUCACUGAUGUGAAAUAGUCUGGAUUUAUGUGUACUGUAUGCAAAUCAUUCUUUACUGACUUCAGAUAUAAAUGACAAAUGAAUGUAUUAAUACAGUCAGCUAUAUUGACAUGGUCACAAUCACCCAGACCAAAUAGACACCUGAUUUUAGUGUUAUAUAUAAAAAUACUCCUUUUAAUUACAAUUUUCUGUUAUUCAAUAUAUUUUGUUUGAUGUUAAUAUCUUAUCAGUUCCAUAUUCUUAUUUAAUAAUUAACACUAUGACACCUUGGUAUCCCCAUUUGACGAGCAAAAAUGAAAAUGAGGAGGGGGUUAAAGAACAAUAUUCUAAUAUGCAGGGGGGUCAAGUGUUUUUAAAUUUCUGCUGUUUUAAGGUGGCUCCAUACAGUUUUGAUUAUACAGCACGCAAUCACAGAAUAAGGCACACAGAAGGUCGACUCGAGUAACCGCUGCCACACCAUAAUUCAUCAUCAAAUUGCUGACGCCAUGGUCGCAGCCAGUGCGCGUUUGAGAGGCAUUCCCCCCUGGACGUCUGCCAUUUUGAAUAAUAUCAGGGGGUGAAUGCCUCUCAAACGCGCACUGGCUGCGACCAUGGCAUACAUGUAAGCAUUUGAUGACGAAUUACGGGUUACGCCAAAAUCAUAGGAAAAAGAUAGGAAAAACAAAUAAUUCGGCCUUCUGUGUAUCUUAUUCUGUGACACAAUUGUAUUCAAGAAACCAUAUUUAUUUUAUCAUCUUGCACCUUAAUUAAGGGGGAUUUCAAUUUUAAAAAUUUAGGAAAGAAAAAAUCCUUCCCCCCCCCCUUCCAUAAAUAAUGACUGGUUCCUAAGUUGCCUUAAUUACAUAGCCUUACAGUAAAUAAUUUGUAAUUACAUAGCCUUAUAUAUUUUAUAGCUAGAUUUUAUCUUGUUUGCCUUAUUUUGUCUGUUCUAUCUUUCAAAAUAUAUAGCUUUGAGUUUGUCAAAUCCAUUGGAAGAAGAAUUGUCCCAUUGAAGCUCCCGCAAGGUCAGGAAGCAAGUGCAAAAGUAAUAAAACAUACAAGUGGAACAGGGCCAAUAUAUAUUCGUUCCCUUUCCAAAUUAGAGAUUGAUGAGGUAUGCAGUGUGUAGCUAUAAUUUAUUUGGUUGAAUUCGUAUUUGUUAGUAGCUGCCUAAUUUGCACAUACUUUUGAUCCUAAAGUUGUUUUUUUCCUUUUUUUGUUUUUUACUUUUUAGGAUGACGCUUUUAUUGAUCUUGAGUCAGAUACCUGUAAAUCAACAAAUGACAUAAGAACUUAUGUUUCACCAUCUGCAAGUAAAUGGUCAUCCAGCCAGUUGCCAUCCACCAGCCAGUUGCCAUCCACCAGCCAGUUGCCAUCCACCAGCCAGUUGCCAUCCACCAGCCAGUUGCCAUCCACCAGCCAAUUGCCAUCCACCAGUCAAUUGCUAUCCACCAGUCCACUGCCAUCCACCAGUCAACUGCCAUCCACCAGUCAGUUGCCAUCUACUAGUACUUGUGAAAUACUAUCCACAAGCCAAGAAACCUUAUUAAUGUGCAGUCAACUAUGUGACUAUGAAAAGCAACAUCUUAUGGAAAUGUUUCCAACAUACCCACAAAAUAUACUCAAUGAAGCAUCAAAAAGAAGCACAAUUGAUUUAGCAUGUGAUUAUGUGAUGGAUUUCUGGUGUGGUUCUGAAGGUUUGUAUUUAAUGUUACUAUUUAUAUUUUUUCAAAAGUUUUGCUUUUUGUUAUAAUGGCCAUUGAAAUAGCUAGCCCAUUUCCACUGAUGGAAAUUUUUCCUUUGGAAAGAAAGGGUUUUUUUACCAUGAAGUCGCACAUUAUAGAGACCACAAGACAAUGAAACCAGGGGGGUAACUCCUGGGUGUGUGUAGUGUGUGUGUGUGGGGGGGGGUGACAACCCACCUCCCCAUGUUGUAAUAUUGCAGUUUUGUCUGGUAAUUUUAGCAAUUUUAACGACAUGCUCAUUGGGCAAGAAAAUGUAAUUCAUCAAAAAAUGUAACAUAAUGUUUUGAAAAGUAAUAAUUGUAGGAAAAAUUUUGAUAAAUUUCUAAAAUGAUACUGAAAAAUUGUACAAAUUUCGGUAAGUUAGUUAAGAAUAGUUUGUCCAAAAUUUUUUUCCCAGCUUGCCAACAAUGUUGGGAAAAUAAAUAUUCAUCGGGCACAGUUUCCGUCCGUCGGGCACAAUUUCUACCACUCCCUUUUUGUCGGAAAAAACAAGCUCACCCUCCCCAGCCGUACCCGAGUUAUAUGGCCCUGAAUGAUUUUCUUUCCGAAGAAAAUUUCCCUGAAUGAAAACCAGUAAUAACCUGACAGUGAAAACAUUUUUUACAGACGAAACACGUUCAAAUGAAGAUGAGGAAAAAUCUACUCUUAAGGAUAUCUUGGAAAAAUUAAGACCUCUUCCUGGUGCACCAACGCGACUUACAGUGAACCGAUCAUCCAUUCUUACAGACAGCAUCUCGAUUUUUAAGCAAAAAUUUGAUUUCACGAAGCCUCUUAAAAUCACCUUCGAAGGGGAACCUGCCAUUGAUGGAGGGGGACCGAAAAGAGAAUUUUUCACUAUUCUCUUAAGGGAGCUUUUGUCAUCAUCCGCUUCCAUUCGUUUAUUCGAAGGAAGAGAUAAUAUAUUCUUACCCAUGCAUAACACAGACGCCCUUCGUUCAAAUUUGUAUAAAGUUGCUGGGCGGAUGGUUGCAUCAUCAAUCAUGCAAGGUGGACCGGGAUUUCCAAAUUUUCCAAUUGGAUUAUACAAAUACUUCCAGAAGCAGGAACCUAAUGAUUUAAUUGAUUACAUUGGUAAAGAAGAUGUUGUUGAUGUUGAUUGCUUAGAUGCAUUGAGCAAGGUAAUUUUCUGCUUUCAAGCAGUCCCAAAUUAGAUUCAUAUUCUCGAACUGCACGAUAAAUCCAUGUGUUAACAUUUUUCACAUUAGGUUUAAAAUUCAAAAUGCUUGGCUUAAGAAUCUCAUAUUCUCCUUCAUUGUAGUUGGACGGCAUGACUGAAGACAACAAGAAUGCAGUAAUCAUGGAUGUUCAACCUCUAUUGGUUGAAUCUGGUUUUCCACACUCUCUUAGCUUGGAGAAUCGGUUUCAAGCCAUGACAUCUCUGGUUCUUCAUGCAGUGAUUCUUUCCAGAAAAGCUGAAGUAGAUCAGUUUAUGGAAGGUCUGGGUCCGCUUUUGCAGAGAAUUAAAAAUCACCCAGAAAAGUUUGAACCACUUUUUGUCGAUGGGGCUUGUGAACCACCUUUAUCUGAAGACCUUUUCUCAAUUGUGGACUAUGAUGAUGUUGACGAAAGAAUGAAAGAGUAUUUUACUCGUUAUGUUCGUGAAGCAGGUAACCCGUGCAAUUUAGAUUUUAAAAAUUAUUUCAGUAGUGUUGGUGUGUGACAGUUAUAACAAUAAAUUUUCUCUAUUACCAGCAUAUAGUAUUCAGCACCCUAACAAUAUUCACGCAGCAACUAAAACUGGAAUUCAAUGUCAAUGAAAUAUACUAUUUGUCAUGUAUUGAUUAAUAAUGCAAUAGAAUAAAAAGACCAUGCAGGUCAAAAAUUAGUCUUUAUUUUGUCUUAAUGUUUUUAAUAAUGUUUUCUGUGCUAGUUAAUUGUAUCAAAUAGCCUAUUAUUUUAUUAUAUUUUUAUACGUAUUAUUUUGUUAUUUAUUAGUGUCAUCUUUAUUAUUUUUAUGCCUAUUCAUAGAGUCCAGAGUUCCUGGUGUAUUGAUGUUUACUACUGGAACAAAUUGCAUACCACCCAUGGGUUUCUACAAACCAUCCCUCAUUACCAUUCUCCAAAACUCGUCUGUUUUCCCAAAUGCCAACACGUGUCCCAUGGAACUAGAGUUGCCAAGUGGAGUGGAUACGUAUGAAAAAUUUGAAAGAAACAUGGACAUUGCCAUCAAUUUCCAAAAGGAAGGUUUUGGUAUAAUAUAG
Messenger RNA from Paramuricea clavata, 5014 nucleotides. The record is from the annotation of a GenBank genome assembly. NCBI's taxonomy places the organism in Eukaryota, Metazoa, Cnidaria, Anthozoa, Malacalcyonacea, Plexauridae.